GAUGGAGUAUCUAGACUCCGGAGCACAGCGAAGAGUGCAGAGGUUGUAACUUUGAUUUCAUGAAUGCGGUACUCUGCUGUGCAGUACGGGCAUACAGCCUGUUGGCCAGCACGGAAGAAGCAACUAUAACGCUCUCCGAGCUUCUACCCACAAUCAGGCCAUAUUUCAUGCAUCCAUGCAUCGUUACCCAUGAACUUCCAAUUCACCAUCUCGCUCAUCACCAUCAUCCUCCUCCGCCUCCUCCUCCUCGUCCUCAGCCAUUCGAGCCGUAAGCAUCCACCGUUGAGCAUCCCAGCAAUCCUCCGACUUCAACAACAAACGUUCCCAACACUACCGCGUACCACCAACAUCAGUGAUAUCUCGGUCUCGGCAAUUAAUAC
Tricharina praecox is the source of this 380-nucleotide messenger RNA. RefSeq lists its product as uncharacterized. The coding region runs from base 60 to 272 and encodes 70 amino acids. NCBI's taxonomy places the organism in Eukaryota, Fungi, Ascomycota, Pezizomycetes, Pezizales, Pyronemataceae. The record is from RefSeq and is a predicted model, not a curated record. The transcript has a single exon.